AUGAACGUAGUCAGGGAAUUGUUUUAUUUUUGGUCAUCCGUUAAUGGAAAACCGUUAUGGAUCGUUGUUCAAGAAAGUCUAAUUACCAAAUUCUUUUAUGGAGAUGACUUAUAA
Molecule: messenger RNA, 114 nt
Organism: Spirodela intermedia
Lineage: Eukaryota; Viridiplantae; Streptophyta; Magnoliopsida; Alismatales; Araceae
Source: the annotation of a GenBank genome assembly